UGUAGUUUUUACUUCGUCCGCUGCGCAGAACAUAACCUUUUGUAUCAGAACAGAAUUUUUAUCUCUUAAUUUAGCGCUUUCAUUCGCUAUUUUUUUGUAAAACUAAUUACACUAUACCUAAUUAUAAAGUGAAAAUUUUUAUUUUUAAAAUGAGUGAAUUCGAAAAAUUACUUCCAAAUAUUUGUGACAGCAUCGCUAAAACAGCAGCUCAUGUCAUCAGCUACGCCGAUGAUGACAGUAAACAAGAAUUGUUGGACGCUCUUCGUAGCAAUGUCCAAAAUUAUACCAAAAAUUCACAGAAGUUUCAAAAUAUCAAUGCAUUAAUCAGCAGAUUAUCAUCUGGAAGUUCUGACACUGAUAUCGAAGAAAUUCUUAAAAAUUUUAAUGAUGGAGUUUCAUCAUUUCAACCGGAUUCUUCAAGAAAUGAAUUUUUAAAACAAUAUGACACACGUGUUGCAGACUUGAAAAAGAAUUUGGCCGGAGAAAAAAGCACUGAAGGUGGCGGUGAUGAUGAAGAUGCAGACAUGCAAAUGACAGAGGAGGACGGCGCAAAUUUAAUUUGUCCAAUAAGUAAACUACGAAUGACUGAACCAAUGAAAAAUAAUAUUUGUGGUCAUGUUUAUGAUAAAGCUAGUAUUAUUGCCUUGUUAAGUGGAAACGCUGCUACUAGAUGCCCUAUUGUCGGCUGCAGCAACAAGAAGCAUCUGAUUAUGGAAGAUCUUACGUCUGACAUUGUGAGACAAAUGUGUAUGUAAUACACAUAGAUGCGGAGAUAAACUAGAAUUCAUAAGACAGCUCUAACAUUCCAGCGUUCAUUAUUAUUUAAUACUAAUUAAUGUUAAGUU
Messenger RNA from Cotesia glomerata, 845 nucleotides. RefSeq names its product E3 SUMO-protein ligase NSE2-like. The record is from RefSeq and is a predicted model, not a curated record. Gene Ontology annotation, biological process: protein sumoylation; double-strand break repair via homologous recombination. Lineage: Eukaryota; Metazoa; Arthropoda; Insecta; Hymenoptera; Braconidae. Gene Ontology annotation, molecular function: zinc ion binding; SUMO ligase activity. The transcript is spliced from 5 exons. Gene Ontology annotation, cellular component: nucleus; Smc5-Smc6 complex. The coding region runs from base 150 to 755 and encodes 201 amino acids.